CACACCUCCUUCCAAGUGUUGCAUCAGCCGGAGAUUCUGACAAAGACGAAUAUUACACACCGCCUCUGCCACCUGGCCUUACUGCCUCCCACGCAGCUGGGCCUUCGUUGCCCUCAAAGAGCGAAUCGAAUACCUAUACACCGUCUCCAAAACGACACUAUGUAGGACCAUCAUUACCUCUCUCACAAGCUCCUCACGAUGAUGACUCGGAUUGAGAUGAAAGGAGAAGGAAACUUCAGGAAGAGGCUGAAAAGCUUCAGCGGGAAGAGUAGAUCCUUGUACCUCCAAAAAGUGGCGACUUAUUGGAAUUUGGCAUCACUUGAUCCGACGAAAACCAGGCCUCGUCAGUUCGUACGUAGCGCUCCACCAUCGUGUGACACUUCCCUUUGGACAGAGACGCCAGCGGAAAGACAGCAACGUCUUGCUACGAAGUUGCUGGACGGAAACGACGUGCAGCAAAUACACCACCAUAAGAGGACUCGCGUGCCACAGCAAGGCGACGGGAUGAAGAUAUUUGCAGAGGAGUUGAGGAGCACACACGCAAGGCUCGUAGUUCAGCCAUUGUAGAGUCACAUCUAGAGCGAGAAAGGAGGAAGAGAAGCACAAGCAGAGUGAACCCUCCGUUUCCUGGGAAUGAUGUCUCUAGGUGGACGGCCUAUGGACGAUAAACAGAGGCAGAAAUGCUUCGAGAUGCCAAAAGACUCGCAGAGCGUUUCGUUAGUGGGUGC
Messenger RNA from Suillus fuscotomentosus, 728 nucleotides. RefSeq lists its product as uncharacterized. Lineage: Eukaryota; Fungi; Basidiomycota; Agaricomycetes; Boletales; Suillaceae. The record is from RefSeq and is a predicted model, not a curated record. The transcript is spliced from 4 exons. Bases 199 to 567 code for a protein of 122 amino acids.